CUGCCCACCAUCGAGGAGCUUUGGGAGGAGGAGGGGGACCUGCUGGACCUGGUCCACAGCAUGCAGGAGUACCUGGACUCCAUGCGGGAGCUGUCCCAGCCCGCCUGCUACCCGCUGCACGGCCCGCUAAGGGGCAGCCGCCGCCGCCGCUAUAGGCCUGGCGCCACCCCCCCCGCCGGCGGCGCCUGGCCCCCCCGGGACCCCGCCCAGGUGCUGCUCACGCUCAGGGACCCGCCCGGAUGCCAGCCGCUCCCCCCCCCACGCCGCACGCACAACCUGCUGGACAUGCUGGUGUCCCAGUCCCUGUUCGCAGGCCUGGUAUGUUCCUCUGCAGCUGGAUUGAAGCAGAACAGAGUUCCAGAUGUUCCUGUGCAGCUGGAAGAAGAGUUCCAGAUGUUUCUGCAGGCUGGAAGAAGAGUUCCAGAUGUUCCUAUGCAGCUGGAAGCAGAGCUGGAAACAGAGUUCCAGAUGUUCCUGUGCAGCUGGAAGCAGAGUUCAAGAUAUUUCUGUGAAGCUGGAAGCGGAAUUCCAGAUGUUUCCGUGCAGCUGGAGGCCGUGUGGUCAGGGCAGACCGGAGGCGUGGAGGCAGCCUCCAGCCAGCAGGGGGCGCCUACGGCCACAGAAAGCCACUUUAAAGCUGCAGACCAGAGCCCAGGCGGCUAA
Messenger RNA from Menidia menidia (Atlantic silverside), 663 nucleotides. The record is from the annotation of a GenBank genome assembly. NCBI's taxonomy places the organism in Eukaryota, Metazoa, Chordata, Actinopteri, Atheriniformes, Atherinopsidae.